CAUUGUAAUAAGAUAGUCCAAAAAUAGUUCGUGGAAUACAUCUUGAUGUAUUGAAUCGCAUUGCAAAAAAAACAAGCUACUUCUUCGCAUUGCGCGUCAUGCGAGAGCAUUCAAACAGGACUCAGUGUACUGCCUUUUCUGUUACAUUAGUAAUAACAGCAGCAUUGACUGAAGACAGCAGGAGCGCAAGACAACGCUUGUAUGAGUGCAGCGCCAGCGGAGGAAUAUUCGAGUUUUUAUUUACUCUCCGGCUUGUUGUUCAUUUCUCUGCUUUCUGGUUAACUUGUACAGUCACGUGUGGAGAUUUCUGGAAGCUCAACGUACACCAACUUCUUCUCACGUGGUGGCUCUCGUUUUCCUAGAAGAGAUAAACCUGCGUUUUUGACAUCUCUGGACUGGAUUCCUUCCCCUCCUGGAACAGACGGACAACAACCACACAUUUUCACCCUCAGGGAUGAAAUAUGCAACGGAUGUAAGAAGAGCACACACGUUCUGAAGUCAUAAAGGGGUUUUAAGUCAUGAUGCAGGAGUCGGCCACAGAGACAAUAAGCAACAGUUCAAUGAGUCAAAAUGGAAUGAGCAGCCUGAGCAGCCUAUGCAGCCAAUUAGAUGCUGGCAGUAGAGAUGGAAGAUCAAGCGGUGACACGAGCAGCGAAGUAAGCACAGUCGAGCUGCUGCAUCUCCAACAACAGCAGGCCCUACAAGCAGCGAGACAAUUACUCUUACAACAGCCAGGCAGUGGCCUGAAAUCUCCAAAGAACAACGACAAACAGCGUCCACUGCAGGUGCCGGUGUCAGUGGCCAUGAUGAGUCCCCAGGUGAUCACCCCCCAGCAGAUGCAGCAGAUCCUCCAGCAGCAGGUCCUAUCCCCUCAGCAGCUCCAGGCCCUGCUCCAACAGCAGCAGGCUGUCAUGCUGCAGCAGCAACAUCUGCAGGAGUUUUAUAAGAAACAGCAGGAGCAGCUACACCUGCAGCUUUUACAACAGCAGCACCCUGGAAAGCAAGCAAAAGAGCAACAGCAGCAGCAGCAGCAUCAGCAGCAGCUCGCCACCCAGCAGCUCGUCUUCCGGCAGCAACUCCUCCAGAUGCAACAGCUCCAGCAGCAGCAGCACCUGCUCAACAUGCAGCGCCAGGGCCUGCUUUCCCUGCCUCCGGCCCCAGGACAGGCAGCCCUCCCCGGGCAGACCAUGCCACCAGCUGGACUGAGCCCAGCAGAUCUCCAACAGUUGUGGAAGGACGUGACCGGUGGCGGCCACAACAUGGAGGACAACGACAUCAAACACAGCGGCGGCGGCCUGGACCUGACCACUACCAACUCUUCCUCGACUACCUCCUCUACCCCUUCCAAAGCGUCACCUCCCAUCUCCCACCACUCCAUCGCCAACGGCCAGUCUCCCGCACUCAAUUCCAGAAGAGAGAGGGAGCGAGAGAGGGAACGGGAAAGGGAGAGCUCAUUACACGAGGAAAGCGGCGCCUCCCACUCCCUCUAUGGUCAUGGGGUGUGCAAGUGGCCCGGCUGCGAGAGCGUCUGUGAGGACUUCGGACAGUUUUUGAAGCACCUUAACACAGAGCAUGCUCUAGACGACAGGAGCACGGCCCAGUGUCGAGUCCAGAUGCAGGUGGUACAGCAGCUAGAGAUACAGCUUUCUAAAGAACGUGAGCAUCUUCAGGCGAUGAUGGCCCACUUGCACAUGCGGCCCUCGGAGCCCAAGCCAUCUCCAAAACCUCUGAACUUGGUAUCGAGCGUCACCAUGUCGAAGAACCUGCCGUCGGUGUCCCCUCCGAACGUACCUCAGACCCCCACCACGCCCAGCGCCCCCGUGACGCCCAUGUCCCAGGUGCCCCAGGUGCCCUCCCUGCUCAGCGCCGCCAACGUCCCAAGCAUGGGCGCCAUGCGCAGACGUCACUCCGACAAGUACUCCAUGCAACUGUCUUCAGGUGGUGACACAGUAUUUAUUUUUCCAGAGAUCGCCCCAAACUAUGAGUUUUAUAAGAAUGCCGAUGUCAGACCGCCAUUUACUUAUGCAACCCUCAUAAGGCAGGGUAUCAUGGAGUCGGGCGACAUGCAGUUAACGCUUAAUGAAAUCUACAGCUGGUUCACCCGCACGUUCGCUUACUUCAGACGCAACGCAGCUACUUGGAAGAACGCCGUUCGCCACAACCUCAGUCUGCACAAGUGCUUUGUGCGUGUGGAGAACGUGAAGGGGGCCGUGUGGACGGUGGAUGAGAUGGAGUACCAGAAACGCAGGUCUCAGAAGAUAACGGGAAGCCCGACGCUUGUGAAGAACCUUCCCUCCAGCCUGGGCUAUGGAGCUGCUUUAAACGCCAGCUUACAGGCGGCGCUGGCUGAGACCUCCCUGCCUCUGCUGGGGAACCCUGGUCUGAUGAACAGCAGUUCGUCUGGUUUGAUGGGAGGCAGUCCUCCUGGUUUAAUGGGCGGGAGCCCCCCUGGUAUGCUCGGCGGUAGCCCCCAUGGAUUGAUGGGUGGUAGCCCACAUGGAUUCAUGGGCGGGAGCCCCCAUGGGUUGAUGGGUGGCAGCCCCCCAGGAAUGAUGGGUAGCACCCCCAGCCUGCUUCAGUCCAGUCACGACGACUUGAACGGAUCACUGGAUCACCUGGACACCAACGGCCACAGCAGCCCUAGAGGAUACUCCCCACAGGCACACAUGUCAGCGAUCCACGUCAAGGAGGAGCCAUUGAACAUGGACGACAAUGACUGUCCGAUGUCGCUGGUGACGACAGCCAACCACAGCCCAGAGCUGGACGACGACCGGGAGCUGGAGGAGGGCAACCUAUCAGAUGACCUGGAGUGACUACUGGAGUCCCUCCCACUACUACAGGCCCCUCCCUCCACCUCCGUCACACUGUCCUCCUACCUGUUUCCUCACAGGCUGUCCUCCUAGAACCUGCUAGAACCAGAACCACUCCUCACCCAGAACCAAACAGAUCAAACAGAUCAGACCACAGCUGACUCUCCUCCCUCCCGACCCGCGGACUGGAGUAUUUAUUGAGCAUGCAUCCGGAAGACGAGGCCCAAAGGAACUCUUUGUUGCAGCCCUUUGGGAUCCCUGACUGAACAUGACAGGCAUGAGACGUCUGGUUUUUAAAACGACUUUCAGACCUGUUUCAUUAAGAUGGCUUGGCCACUACAUACACACAGACAAAUACAGAGGCUCAUGGACGGAAAACGACAAAAACACGAGUCUGGAAACCCGUUCUGUAGAAAGCUAACGGCCUCAUAUACUGCCAAAAAAAGAUGUUGAAUUUUGUGAAUAUCCAAAACCCUCACAGUAGUUGUUGAUGUUAGAAACAAUUGCUGGUUCAAUUCAAACGUUGCUCUGUCCAUCAUUUGCACAGGAGUAGUAUCAGAAAUUAGAGUCACUGCCUGUAUGUUGCUAAAAAUUAAAAAAAAUGUAUUUUCUUUUCUUUUUGCGUUCUACUUUUUGUAUUUUGAUUUCUGGCACCACCAACUGUAAAUGCCAUUUCCUAUUUCCCAACAGUAACAGAAGCACGGUAUCAAGACUGUUACAGCUGUCAAAAAAGUAGGCUUCCAGUCUGUAUCUGUUUGUGAUGAAAGUAAUGAACUUGAUAUCAAGUUUGAAAAACGUAACUGUUUGUGUAAGCACCAACCAAUAUAGAAAAAAUGCAUUUCUGCAUAUUCUUCUGCUGUUCUCUUUUACCUCCUUGUUCUAAAGCUUUGUCUACCUGCAAACAGUCACAGGCAACAGCUAGAAACCAAAGCCAACACUAUCAAUGGCCAAUAGCUUAGACAGAAGCCACCAGACUCUUUGGUCAGCCUUCUGUGACUUUAACUAGUACAAAGAGAAGCUUUCCACAAACUACCUUCUAAAUAACCUCUGGGAUCGUUUCAUUUAGCCCUGUACAAAGAUGAUUCAAGAAAAAAAUAAAAGAUUUUGAUGUGUAAUUUGAUAACUCGUAGUGUCCACUUGGAUUUUAGGGGCGAGAGGGCAGUAUCUGUACAUAUCACAUAACAAGCUAUGUGAUAGAGACUGGUAGAAAGCAGCUAUACUGCAAAAGUGGAUCAUGACCAAAACAAACAUUUGUGUGUUCAAUGGAAGUGCAGAAAAUUGUGUUGUUGUGAAGAUUGUUUUUGAUUUCUUUGUUUUUGUUUUAGAUUUUCCGUUACCCAUCAGGUCAUAGUGUUUUCUAAUCUAGUGAAUAUGUAAUGUUCAGUGGGACUGUCAAAUAUGUCAUGUCUGAUUUCCGUGUGGUUUGUUUUGAGCCGCGUUUAAAACCGAAACUGAAAACACAGUAACCAAACAUUUAAAAUAUCUAGUAAAGCCAAAUAAGUCAUAAUUUCAAGUUGAUAUGAAAAUGGUGUGGCUUGGUUAUCACGUAAAAGCAAAUAAUAUAGCCAUUGUAGAAGACGGAUAUCAAAGGUGAAAAGAAACAUUUUCUAUGUGAUAUUUGCUUUAUUCUAUAGUUUAAAUACUUCAUUACUUAAUUCAUAGCUUCUUAACUACAUAGAUACAGUCAGUGGUAGCGUAGGAGAAGCUAUCUUUAACUGCACUGAAUUCUGUAUAGGGUAGGCAACUUGUAUAUCACAUUUGGGAUUCUAGUGGCAGGAACAGAACUUAGUGGUUGUCUAAAAAUAUAUUUCAUUUCUCUCAGAUAAAUGUCAUCUAGAGAAGUGGAUUCUGUUGCUUUACUGGUCAUUUCUGUUUUCAGUCAAACCAAAGUUACACAAAAUUCUGCCUCUGGUUAUGGGAUACUUAUGUUAUACUCUAGAAAUGACACACACACAAACGCUUUCAAAGGCUCUCACACACACACACACACACACACACACACACACACACACACACACACACACACACACACACACACACACACACACACACACACACACACACACACACACACUGUGUUUUCGGUCUGCCAGCUUUCCUGGUCCUUGUCUUGGUAACCUUCAGAUGCAGAAAAACAGAUAGUGUCAAAUAACUGACUGAGUUGUGUUGUAUUUUAACUGACAGUGUGUGUCUGCUUUGUGCGUAUGUAUGGAAACAUACUCUGCAUAUGUUGUUUUCAAGUGUUGUGCCAAGCCAAAAAAGUUGGCUGCUAGAGCUUAGCGCACUACUACAUACAUAACCAAACACACGUUACACACAGACUCAUGCCGGUUCCACUUCAAGAGGGUGCUGGGCCCAGGAACAAAGCUUAUCCCUUAUGUACUUUGAUGGAGUCAGCAAAAUGACUUGAAGACGAUAUUCAUAAUAAUCUUAUCACACCAAAUAUAAGGACACGGCGUCUUUCAUAAAAGGAUUCUCCCACUUAACCCCAAAAAUGAAGGCUUUCUAAAAGGUUCUACCUCUGCACAACCAAUUCAGAACAAUUAAAUGGCAGAUUGCAAGUCGAGUUAUUAGAACGCAACAAGUGUUACACUUUACUCAAUGGACAUGGCUCCACGGACAGUUUACAUUCCCAACGUCAGAUAUGGAAGAAGAUUAGUAUUGUAAUAGGUUGUCCUCAAACAUUUGUAGAAUGAUAAUGUAAAAAAUACCUUUAAGGGAAUAUUGUGUUUUAAAAUGCAUGUCUAAAAUCAUUUGGUGGACUGGAAAACAAUCAUUAAUAAAUACAAAUAAUAUAAGAAAUACAAAUGAUCAGGAUGAUGACCUAAUGCAUCAGAAUGCAUACCUCGGCUAUACUGUUUGGGAAGGAAAAAACUGUCAGCCACAGAAUGCAUAUUACCUGUAGAUUUUGCAUGGGUUUUGUAAAAAAUAAAAAUGUCUAAAAUAGUUGCUUGCACAUAAUACCAGAAAGAUCUCCAGAACUGCAAUCUGCUCAUCCACUAGAUUUUAGGAUUGUCUGGAUUUUCUGGGAUGAUUUUGUCUGUAUUUUGAUAACUGUGCAUACUAUGUAAAAAUGUUGGUGGACCCAUAAAAUUUACCAGACUUUUUUCUAAGCUAAAAAAAAAUAAUAAUAAUCAGUGUUUCUUUUCUGAAUUUCAUGAUUUUUUACUGUUCUCUCAUUGCUCGCUAAGAAUAGCAAACCUGCUUUUUCUGCAUCAGCUUUGCGUAGCUGUAAGGCUUAACCUAAUGUGUGUAUUUAUUGCUUGUACCUCUGUGCAUACUUUAUGAAGCAUUAUGUCAGGCAGUUGAGUCCUGUAUACUUUCUACUACUAUCAUUCUCUAAUAAUUGGGAAUAUGAUCCCCCUAUGUAUACAGUAAAUUGGGACUGUAGCAAACACAUGUUUAUGUAAUUGGUGAAAACAUUAUAUGUUUUUGUUUUAUUCCUUUAUGAUCGAGCUCAUUUUUGAUACUUUCAUUACCGUGUACUGUGUCCAUGCGUUAAAGAUUCUCUGACAUUAGAAAGUCAUGGUUGAGAAUUGUAACAGCCGUUAUUAUUUUCUGUAUUCAUGGCUUUUCACUGCUGACUAAAAUAAAGGACCAAAACUAGGAUUUGAAAAGCAA
Salmo salar (Atlantic salmon) is the source of this 6431-nucleotide messenger RNA. RefSeq names its product forkhead box protein P2. Gene Ontology annotation, cellular component: nucleus. Gene Ontology annotation, molecular function: DNA-binding transcription repressor activity, RNA polymerase II-specific; RNA polymerase II cis-regulatory region sequence-specific DNA binding. Gene Ontology annotation, biological process: regulation of transcription by RNA polymerase II. The record is from RefSeq and is a predicted model, not a curated record. NCBI's taxonomy places the organism in Eukaryota, Metazoa, Chordata, Actinopteri, Salmoniformes, Salmonidae.